Molecule: messenger RNA, 1023 nt
Organism: Recurvomyces mirabilis
Lineage: Eukaryota; Fungi; Ascomycota; Dothideomycetes; Mycosphaerellales; Teratosphaeriaceae
Gene: ANT1
Product: ADP/ATP carrier protein
Exons: 2
Coding region: 1-1023 (340 amino acids)
Biological process (GO): transmembrane transport
Cellular component (GO): membrane
Molecular function (GO): ADP transmembrane transporter activity
Source: RefSeq, a predicted model, not a curated record
AUGGCCGUGCUCUCCAAAUCCGAAGUCCCGCCCUGGGGCCUCGCGAUAGCAGGCAGCACCGGCGCCGUCCUAGCCAAUGCACUCGUCUACCCACUCGACAUCGUCAAGACACGACUGCAGGUGCAGGUAAAAAAGCAUGCCAGUGAUCCCGCGCACAAAGCCGAGGAUACUACGCACAAACACUACGAAGGGACUGUGCACGCCAUAAUGUCCAUCAUGGAAGACGAGGGUCUCUACGGGCUGUACAGCGGUCUAGCGGGUAGCUUGUUGGGUGUAGCGAGCACGAACUUCGCGUAUUUCUACUGGUAUAGCACUGUUCGAACGCUAUACCUCACCAGGAUCAGCAAUGGCAAGAACCCUAACACAGCGGUGGAACUGAGUCUUGGUGCGGUCGCGGGUGCUCUGGCACAGAUCUUCACGAUCCCGAUUGCGGUGAUCACUACGCGCCAGCAGACGCAGCCGAAAGGCGAGAAGAAGAGCAUGAUUGCUACGGCGAAGGAGGUCAUCGAGAGCGAGGAUGGCAUCGCUGGGCUGUGGAGGGGUAUCAAGGCGAGUAUGGUGCUUGUGGUGAACCCGGCGAUCACGUAUGGAGCUUAUCAGAGGUUGCGGGAGGUGCUGUAUCCGGGCGAUAGGCCGUUGAGGCCGCAUGAGGCGUUCCUCCUCGGUGCUCUGUCAAAGUCCCUUGCGACCAUCGCAACCCAGCCCCUUAUUGUCGCCAAAGUUGGUCUGCAAUCACGCCCACCCCCAGCACGAGGAGGCAAGCCUUUCAAGUCCUUCACCGAGGUCAUGCGAUUCAUCGUCGAGAAGGAAGGCGUGCUCGGUCUGUAUAAGGGCAUCGCGCCGCAAAUUUUGAAGGGUCUGCUCGUGCAGGGCUUUCUCAUGAUGACCAAGGAGCGAGUAGAGCUCAUGUUCAUCUUGCUUUUCAGAUAUGUGCGGAAGGUGCGGAAGGAGAAGCUGGAGCAGUUGGCUGCUAUUGCGGCGAGGAAGAUUGAUGAGGCCAAGUCUGCGGCUCUCAAGAGCUAG